AAAAGUGCCUUUGCAAAAGCCGAUUGUCCACGGCAAGAUCUGGGAAUGUGUGUAUAAAUUGGUUUGUGUUGCGCUGUACGACUGCAAAAGCUGUUAAACACACCACUUUCAGAAAACAUGGAUGCUGGGUUUUUUGGGAUUGUCAUUCUACAAGUUUUUACAUCUGUUCUGUCCUAUCCAAACGGGGCACCAACGUCAGCUUGCGUGGAUAUGAUGCCGAGGCACGCAGGGAUAAAGCCCCAGCCAAACCCUGCUCCAUACACCAUCCAUCCAAACAGCACAACUUUCCAGACUGGAACACCCAUCAAAGUUGUGAUCAAAGGUCCAGACUAUAGAGGCGUGCUCCUUGAGGCUCGCUCUGGAUCCGACUCAAAAGCAAUAGGAACCUGGCAGAUGCCUCCAAGUGACACAAAGUUCUUAGCGUGUUCCGGAAACCAGCAAGGUGCCAUCACUCAUGCCAACACCAACAUAAAAAACAACUCCACCGUCUACACCUGGAUUCCACCAGCUACAGCAAAAAACAUCGUCUUCAUGGCCACUGUAGCCCAGCAGCGCACUGUGUUCUGGGUACAUGUGAUGUCGUCGACUCUGACUUCAGGUAAUGGCGGAGAAACAUCACUUGAAGUGCACAACAGUGCUGACAGGAUUGUCACACCUGACCUGAUACUCCUUGUUGUCCUGCUGGCAAAUGUUCAGUAUCUACUUGCUUAAGAAUGAUCCAGACUAAAUGAUACUGGCUCAGUUACUUUGUAUAAAAUAUUUAAUCAGCAUUAAACAUUUAGGCACACAAUUUUAUUUGCCUAAUGUUUAGCAGACAGUUG
Molecule: messenger RNA, 821 nt
Organism: Labeo rohita (rohu)
Lineage: Eukaryota; Metazoa; Chordata; Actinopteri; Cypriniformes; Cyprinidae
Exons: 5
Coding region: 118-711 (197 amino acids)
Molecular function (GO): oxidoreductase activity, acting on metal ions
Source: RefSeq, a predicted model, not a curated record